UGUUGACAUUGACGCAUAUAAUGAAUCCACGUGCAUUUGUUUAUUUGAGUAAAUCUCUUCUCACAGGUUCAUUUCGGUGUAGAACAGAAAGAUAUGGAUGCAGAUGGUUUAUUACUCAUGUUAAACUUAAACAGGAGCGAUAUUUUCAUCGCAAUGACGCGUGUUAUCAAAAGAAAGGGUCAAGAAACCAGGCGAAUGACUACGUGUUUCCAUUCAAAAGUGAAACAAGAAGAAAAGGCUUACUGAUUUCAACCUACGGUUCUAUUGCUUUUGGAAUUUGCAUCUUAGGAGUUAUAUUUUACAGUAAAGUAAUAAAAACUGGCUUAAGGCGACGAGGUGGGUUUAUUGACAUCAUAGAUGAAAACUGCAGUAAAUCUAACAUGGUUUUAUUCAAUGAUACAGUUUUACCAAACUUUGUGGAAAAGAAAAUGAAAGGCAUUUCAAAUUUUGGAGUCCGAGAGAGUGACGUUUGGAUUGUAGGUUUUCCGAGGUCAGGUAUGACUUGGGUGCAAGAAAUCAUAUAUUUGGUCCAGACGUUGGAUUUUGAAGGAAGUCGUCAAAUUGAUUGUGAUGAGAGAAUACCAUACCUGGAAUUCCCAACCCCUUCUCUACAAGAGCUUUCUGAGAGGCCCUCACCCAGGAUCUUAAAAACACACCUCCCUCUCAAAUUGUUACCUGAGGAAAUUAAUUCCAAGCAACCAAAGAUUGUUUAUAUUGCAAGAAACCCGAAGGACGUGGUGGUCUCCUAUUUUUAUCUGGUGACUUCAUUACAUGCUCUAACAAGAUACCGCGGGAAGCUGUCAGACUUCGUGGACUCGUUCCUGAAGGAUAGAGUUCCUUACAGUCCUUGGUCCAGACAUGUGUUGGAUUUCUGGGAAAUAAAAGAUCAACCCAAUGUUCUCUUCCUAACAUAUGAAGACCUGAAGAUGGACUUAGAGCGUAGCAUUAAGAGAGUGGCCAUAUUCCUACAGCGAGACUUAUCUAAGGAGGACAUACAGAGGAUCGCCAAGCACUGUAGCUUUGUGGAAAUGAAGAAGAACCCUGCUGUUAAUCACCAAUGGCUCACUGAUUUAAAAUACAGAAAUCCCACCGGUGCAGAGUUUCUCAGAGAAGGAAGAAUUGGUGACUGGCAAAACUAUUUAUCAAAAGAACAGGAUGAGAGAUUGAAUGUGAAGAUAGCCCUCAAACUUCGACAGACAGGUCUUUUCUUCCAAUACACUGACCCUGACCCCAGACCUAUGACAUCUGAUCCCUGACCCCUGUAGACUGUGUAGGAUCUAGGAAUCCUGAGUUAUAUAUAAUUACGGUUUAGAGUACAUGUACCAGUAACCAGUGGAAAUACAUAUUGGAAAUAAUUUAAUUUCUUUCACUUGUGUGUGUGUACAUUUCAUUUGAGACAAAGAAAAUUGCCUUGUUCCUGUUUUAUGGAUGAUUUGAUGAUUAUGAUACAGCACUGACAAGAAAAAUUGAAAGAGUUCAUAUGUUGGUCAUUAAAGUGAUGCUCUUGUA
Messenger RNA from Saccostrea cuccullata (small rock oyster), 1509 nucleotides. RefSeq names its product sulfotransferase 4A1-like. The transcript has 6 exons. The record is from RefSeq and is a predicted model, not a curated record. Lineage: Eukaryota; Metazoa; Mollusca; Bivalvia; Ostreida; Ostreidae. Gene Ontology annotation, cellular component: cytoplasm. Gene Ontology annotation, biological process: sulfation. Gene Ontology annotation, molecular function: sulfotransferase activity. The coding region runs from base 21 to 1256 and encodes 411 amino acids.